Molecule: messenger RNA, 531 nt
Organism: Podospora bellae-mahoneyi
Lineage: Eukaryota; Fungi; Ascomycota; Sordariomycetes; Sordariales; Podosporaceae
Exons: 1
Coding region: 1-531 (176 amino acids)
Source: RefSeq, a predicted model, not a curated record
AUGUGCACCUUCACCCUCUGCCACUACGUCUGCAAGGACUGCGGCGCUGCCAUCGACUCGCAGGAGAUCGACCUCAAGCCUUGCAACAAGCAGCGCAAGAACUGGGACGAGUGCCGCGGCCCCAAGAAGAGAGGCACAACCUACCACUAUCUCAAGCCUUCCGAGUGCUUCUACUGCGGCGACACAACCUUCACCGAAGAGGAUCUGAUGGAGGAGGCCCUGCUGAACAUUGACCUCCGCCACCAACCGGCCGACAAGCGGCCUUCGCCAGAGUCGUACAAAGCCAAGGUUACUGUCCACUUCACCAACGAUCCUACCUUUGAUCCCUGGCAUCAUUACGCCACCGAUAGAGAGAUCGCCCUUUUCAAGCCGCUCUUGGACAGCGACAAGGAGCAAGGUGCUGGAGAGCGGGAUAGUGACUCCAAGACCAAUGUUGACUGCGCCGGCGAGUCCAACGCUUCAGCUGCUUACGAUCCGUGGGGACAAUACGCCUUCACAGUGGCCGCCGUGAAGAGCAAGGGAGAGAACUAG